ACGGACGUGAGUGGUAACUAAAGUGACCUGGAAUGCGAUUGCGUCUAUGCAUUACACCAAGCCCUGGCUUAUAACUUGGGGCAGCGCUACGCGAGGUCUCGUCGCAGAAGUCCUCAUCCCUUCUUGUAACAAGCCAUCAGAAUUGAUGGAUGCAUUGGUUGACGCGCCAAAGGCCUUCUGGACUCUAAAAUUACACUCGUCGCAUUUGACAUGCAAGGCAAUCCUGUUGGGAAACGACCUAUGCUUACUUUGUCCAGCAAUGGAACCCAUGACUUGGGCUUUGAUAACAGAAGUGGUACUUCCCAGUUGGCCGCUAAUAUGACCCCUCAUAGGUCAUUGGACAAUGAUGAAAAAGACAACGAUGAUACUGAGGUCAAUGAACAGGAGGUUUCGACCGACUCUGCGCUGACCAGGUCUCCUUCAAACCAGGAGUGUCAUGAUGCCCAAAGCGAUGCGCUGCAUGUGACCAGCGAUACCGUUUCCUCACCGGCUACAGACCUACUGCGUCCUGCAGUUCAGCGCCGGAUUGUUUCAAGCAGGGGAACGCGUCAGGGCAUGAAGAUGCUCGUCUUUGAUACUAUCAAAGAGGAUACCACUCCUCUACAAAUGGAAAACUGGAGAGUUCACCAGAUCAGAGCCCACAAAGAAAUUGAACUUGAGAACGGCAAAACCGAGCGCAGGUAUCAAGUGACUUGGAAGAAGCCUCCCUUGUCAUCAAAUUAUAAACCGCCGAGCUGGGAACUGGCAGAGGACACCCCAUCUGAAAUGUUACAGCGGUACUUGGAGAGGGCAGAAUCGAUGGUGCAGGCACAAGAACCGGCAGUAGAGAAUGAUGAGACUGCUGGACAAAAGCCCUGGUGGGAUAACUCCUACUCUGUAAAAGUCAUCACAGAGGACAGGGAGGCAGUUCAUACGGAAGGUCGAAAGGAACGCUGGUUCUGGAGUCACUUUGUUGCGAAGAGCAAAGGAGGCAAGAAAAAGGCGCACAAGAAGCCAGCUUGGCUACCUGAAAGCCAAGUCCCACCGUACUUGGUCGUGAGCUAUAUGAGGGAGAAAGCGGCCAGAAAGAAGACCAUUCGGCACGAGGAGAACACGGAAGAGGACGAGGAGGAGCCAGUUCCUGUUAACGAAUUGUUUCAGAAAAGCAGAUUUGGAACGAAGCCGCAGCCUCGUAUUACCCUUAUGGGAUAUGCUGAUAUACCAGGGGAUGGCCGAUGGUUCAGAGUAUCUAAUUACAAGGCGAGGUCACAGAAGCCCAGCUGGAAACACGAGAGGGAUCUUGAGCCAGAACUCGUGGAACGGUAUAUGAAGAGAAAGAAGCCCAACGUGUACCCGGCGAACUCUGCCGGCCCUUGGAAUACACAUAAUAUCAAAGGCAAGUUGUACGUAGUACUUGACACAGAAGAUGCCGGUGAGGAUGAUCCGCCAUGCGAGCCUGAAGGUGUCGAGACGGAACUGGUUGAAAUCGAAAAUGAACAGGAACCUUAUGUUGAAACGGGUGGAUUAUUCGCAGUUCCAGAAACUGCCCAAGGGAAAGCCCGCCAAGAUGGUGAUAUCCCCUCAGAGCACGUCCAUAUUGAAGGACAGCAGCACGAUAUCGAACCCGGGCCUGAGGGCACCACGCUGGUGCCUCUUCAGGAGUGGCUUAAUGCAAAACCGCGCCGAGAGUCGGCUGACUACCCAGCUCCGCAACCACAGGUUGAGAACACAACGACAGGAUCUUCCACACAACAGAGCUCAAUCCAGGAGCCAGCGCCGUUGCCAGCAGAAGCGCAGCUCAAGAGGGCGAAACGGAAACCUGCGCCAGACGAGCGACCCGAUUGGGCAGCUAACCUUCGGCGCAAGAAGGCCAAAUCAGGUAAGGAUAUCGAGACUCAAAGAGCCAUGGUAAAGGGCUUAACACAGGAAUUGAUAAAACGAGAUGCGACUAUCACAAAUCUGCAACAGCAUAUUGAGUCCUUGACGCAACAAAUGAGGACUAGAGACGCAACCAUAGAGAACCUCAAUCGGUAUAUACAGUCACAAACCGAGGCUGUUGCAAGAUACCAAGCGCCGCCGACCUGAAGCUAGCAAAAUUGGAAGCAGGAUGGGAAGCCUUGGGACUCGAGUAUGUGUAUCUAAUUGUGGGGGUCAAUCUGGACAGCAUAAUGUAGGAAUAUUGUAAAUCACUUCCGCUACAGCACUUGUAUGUGAGAGGUAUUUGCUGCUGGGCGGGGGCUCGUCUUUAUUGCCUGGGCCGCCGCCACGUUAUACCAACUUAGUAUACAUUUCAAAGUUUGGAGUGUUGAUUUGGCAUUAAACGAGAAGCGGUGUUUCAGGCGUCCGUCGAAUCGAACAUGACUAAAAUUAACAGAUGCAUUAUAUGGGGAUGAAUCUGCCCGAUAGACAUGGCCGAGUAUUCCAGAGAAACAUGAAUCCGCAAUGGGCCGCUACAUUGUUUUCACAAUUGAGUAGCACAAUCUACAUGCAUAGCCAG
This is a messenger RNA of Truncatella angustata, 2476 nucleotides long. RefSeq lists its product as uncharacterized. Lineage: Eukaryota; Fungi; Ascomycota; Sordariomycetes; Amphisphaeriales; Sporocadaceae. The transcript has a single exon. Bases 211 to 2064 code for a protein of 617 amino acids. The record is from RefSeq and is a predicted model, not a curated record.